AAGAAAUACAAUUCCCAAAUUAACCAACUGAUUAGGGCAGAAGAAGAAGAAGAAGAAGAAGAGAAUCCAUGGCGGACAGAAUCGAAGAGAAGCCAUGGCGAGUUCUCGAGUUCUACAGUGGAAUCGGUGGAAUGAGAUACUCUUUAGUGGCGUCGGGGGUGGUGGCAGAAGUAGUUGAAGCGUUUGAGAUCAAUGAUGUUGCCAAUGAUGUUUAUCAGCACAACUUCGGUCAUCGUCCCCAUCAGGGGAAUAUUCAGAGCCUCACUGCUGCAGACCUAGAUAGGUAUAAUGCUGAUGCUUGGCUUCUUUCUCCUCCUUGCCAACCUUAUACUAGACAAGGCCUUCAGAAACACUCUGGUGAUGCUCGGGCUUCUUCGUUUCUUAAGAUUCUUGAGCUUAUACCUCAUACUUCUAGGCCCCCUAGAAUGUUGUUUGUUGAGAACGUUGUUGGGUUUGAGACUUCGGAUACCCAUAUGGAAAUGAUUGAUACGUUAACAAAAUCAGAUUAUGUCACACAGGAGUUUAUUUUGAGUCCGUUGCAGUUUGGUGUGCCGUAUUCAAGACCACGUUACUUUUGCCUGGCCAAAAGAAAGCCUCUGUCCUUUCAGUCUCAGCACAAUAACAACAAGCUACUCUGGUCUCCAGGCCCGUUAUAUGGGCGUGAUGAUCAGGUGGAGUUUGAUAAAUGUCAAGCAGAAGAGGGAUCGGAACAUUUACUUCAGUCUUGCGAACCAGUAGAGAAGUUUCUCGACUCAACAGCACAAGUAAACGGCGAGCCAAGUGGGUUUGAUGAGUCCGAGAAUGGAUCCAGAGAUUGUGAUGGACAGGAAGAAGAUGAUACUGUCUCAGACUCUGCACAUCAAUAUCUAGUACCAUUAAGUUUGAUUGAGAGAUGGGGAAACGCAAUGGACAUUGUAUACCCUGAUUCAAAGAGAUGCUGUUGUUUCACAAAGAGUUAUUACCGAUACGUGAAGGGCACUGGUUCCCUCUUGGCAACUGUCCAGCCAAAAGUCAAGGGGAAGGAAUCUUGUUUGAAACAGCAACGGCUUAGAUACUUCACCCCUAGAGAGGUAGCUAACUUUCACUCAUUCCCUGAAGACUUUGAGUUCCCAAAGCAGAUAAGCCUUCGACAGAGAUAUGCAAUGCUUGGGAACAGUUUAAGUGUAGCAGUGGUGGCUCCUCUGCUUCGGUAUCUAUUCGGUUCUUCUCCUGUCUCGACUACGGAAUAAGAAGCAGAAAGUGACUCGAGACCAAUGAUGGUCUGGCCAUAACCAUGCAUCCGUUUUGUAUUACAUGCACGAUUUAUAUACCAAAUAAUUUUUUUUGCUGAAUCGAAUUUUGUUACCUCAGUGACAGUGUGUACUCUGAUGUAGUAGUGAUGUAGAGACAAGACGGAUGAGCUUAAGUUUCGUUCGAGGACAUUGUUUUUUUUUUCCAA
Messenger RNA from Raphanus sativus (radish), 1438 nucleotides. Its product is annotated as tRNA (cytosine(38)-C(5))-methyltransferase 2. The record is from RefSeq and is a predicted model, not a curated record. The coding region runs from base 69 to 1229 and encodes 386 amino acids. Gene Ontology annotation, molecular function: methyltransferase activity. NCBI's taxonomy places the organism in Eukaryota, Viridiplantae, Streptophyta, Magnoliopsida, Brassicales, Brassicaceae. The transcript has 10 exons.